UCGUAGAGUCUCGCGGUUAAUGCGUAGCCUAACAAAGCACUAGACUGGAACUAAGACAUUCACUAAAUCACUUGCUCAGUUUGUUUUCUUACUACGACUCAAUUCAUUCAAUCGAUUUGAAACUGAUUCAUUGCAUUGGUGGUAUUGUGAAGAAACCGACAAUUUGAACACGUUUAGUGGCGCCGAAAAUUAGGAUCUUAAUCGUGCUCUGAUCGGAGGACGACGAGCGAUUGCGAUUCUAAGAAAAUGUCAAGCGUUGGCUCCAGAGCUGAAUUUCCUAACAGAGUGUACAGCCCUACCCCUGAAGACGACUUUGAUAAUCAAGAACUGCGUCCUUUGAAUCCGCAUCUGCCUUUAUCUUACGAAGAAAUGAAUGGGGCAGACGAUAGUUAUACAAGAGAGGGGCAGCUUCACCAGUAUGAAGACCCUCGGCUUCUUGCUGAACAGAUGAGGAGAAUGAAUAAUUCGAAGAUCCCACCCCCUUGCGACCAUGAAAUCAGACCAAGGAAGAAAGCAAACGACCUCUACGAGAGAUACCGAACUGAUAGCGAUGGUUCUGAUAGUUCUAAAAAGUCGUCGCGUUGUAGAGGAGCGAUGUGUUUUUUGGUUACUCUCAGCCUUAUGCUCGCUCUUGCGGCCGUGCUGAUGGCCGUGUUGUUAGUGCUUGGGCUUCUUGUGCCGAAGUCUUGCGAGAACUGUUUGAAGAAUGUACAACACAGUGAAGGUGUUCCACGAACCGGCACUUCAGCAUCUACGCCCAGCACGAAGCACCUAGAACAAAUGAUCAAAAUACUACAAGCAAACCUAACCCAACUGCAUCAGAUUGUCAGACACAGAGAUGAUGUGAUCAAGAAACUAAUGGAAACAGAUAAGUCUCAUACCGAACAGCUCAACAUACUUUUCCGAAAUCAACUCAGCGACAUACUCAAAAAUGCUAGAUACAACGUCACAGCUCAAUUAAAGAAAGAAUUAAGGGGAGAAAGAGGACCGCGUGGACUUCAAGGCGAACGAGGGCCGCCAGGAGAACCCGGAAAGCCGGGUAGUGGAAACAUUUCUACUUGUGUUUACAAAGUUGCUCAGGUCAUUUUUUCUCCGUCGCGUUCUUCUUCUCAAGAUGUCUUUGCUUAUCAGACCAGUGGGUGGCUUAUUAUAAGUGCUACAUGCUCAACUGAUGGUGCUGCUCAGAGCAAUCUUAGGCGCGUGGAAGGACCAAACGGAAUACAAAAAUACAGCUGCCAGUGCAAGGGUAUUGCUGUGGCUCAUCAAGGCCCCGCGACAUGUUUCAUCCAUUACUGGCAAUGCCCUAAAAUUUAAGAGCAUUAGGGACUAAUUUGACAAUAUAAAUAAUAGGAAUAAUUAAUUAAUAAGUGAUAUAAAUUCAUGUGCAUAAAUCCGAAUUAUGAAUAUUAAUAUCGAGAAAGAAGGUAUUAAGGAAUCGUAGAACGUUGAAAGAGUGCCAAGGUUUGUCAGAAAGUUUAGUAAUGUGUAAAUAUGAGUAGGGAAAUUUCAUUGUCAUAGAAAAUUUUUUUACAAAUGAUUGUUAACUUUGUUUGUUCUUCCGUAUUCCAUUCAUUCCUUUCAAGAAUUGAACUGAAGAAAGUUUUUUAAUACAGAAAUGAUUUUCAUAAAUUUUAAAAGGUUUUGGCAACUCAUCUUAGCGAACUGUUAUCGGAUGUCAUAUCUUCACUUUGUACUUCAGACUGAUCGACAUCAAAUUCCGAUAAGAUUUUAUUUUAAAAACAAAAUGUAUAAACUGCGUUUAUUAAAUAAACUGUUUUUAUGGGUUUUAAAUGUA
Actinia tenebrosa (Australian red waratah sea anemone) is the source of this 1795-nucleotide messenger RNA. RefSeq lists its product as uncharacterized. Lineage: Eukaryota; Metazoa; Cnidaria; Anthozoa; Actiniaria; Actiniidae. The record is from RefSeq and is a predicted model, not a curated record.